Molecule: messenger RNA, 1137 nt
Organism: Gloeophyllum trabeum ATCC 11539
Lineage: Eukaryota; Fungi; Basidiomycota; Agaricomycetes; Gloeophyllales; Gloeophyllaceae
Product: PIN domain-like protein
Exons: 5
Molecular function (GO): 5'-flap endonuclease activity
Source: RefSeq, a predicted model, not a curated record
CAGAUUCUGUCGCCUGCAGCAAUCAAGAUGCCGAUGGGGGAGCUUGCGUUCAAAUCCGGAUUCAAACAUGCGGAGAUCCGCGCUUUGAAAAUCGGCGUCGAUGCAAGUCUUUGGAUUAUGCAAUGCUGUAUGGCUUUCCGGCGCAACCACGCUCAAGCGGGAGAGAGCCCGGAACUAAGGACGAUUUUUCAUCGGCUCAGCCACUUCUCCAAAUACCCGCUCAUUGCUGUCUUCGUCUUUGAUGGUCCGGGGCGGCCUCAUCGAAAGCGCGGAAAGAGGGUGAUGACAACCCCGCACUGGUUGACAAGUGGGAUGCAGGAGAUGAUAGAAGCUUUCGGCUUCUAUGUACACCUGGCCCCCGGCGAAGCUGAGGCUGAACUCGCAGAACUCAACGAGCGCGGCGUUAUAGACGCGGUAUGUACGGAAGAUGUUGAUGCGCUUCUGUUCGGGGCAAAGUACGUCCUUCGCAACAAUCCGGACAUCAAGCCUCAGUUUCAUCAAGUCUGCGUCUAUGGUGCUGAACGGAUUCGAGACGAAGGCGGCAUAGGCCUCGAUCGCACCGCAAUGAUAUUCAUUGCACUAUGCAAGGGGGGGGACUAUGAUUCCACUGGCCUUGUAGGCUGCGGGAUUCAAGUAGCCAAGAAGCUUGCUCUCUACGGCUUCGGCAGAAGCUUGUACGACGCCAUCCAAUCGCUUCGUGCGGAUGAGCUCUCCACUUUCCUCGAAGGUUGGAGAGAACGUGUGCGUGAGGAGCUACGUAACGACAGCCAGGGGUUCCUUGGCUGUAAACAAUACAAGAUUGCAGCCGCCGUACGCACCUCGUUUCCCAAUAUCACUGCUGCCUUCGCAUAUGCGAAGCCUUUGACAUCAUGGAGCAAUCACGAAGUCCCCACACUCCCUACCUUCGAGCUGCGACACGCGGAAGCCGUGAAAAUCGCCAGGAUAUGUGAACGGCUGUUUGCAUGGGGUACCGUCGGCGGCAUCAUCAAGAGGUUCCAGUUCGCAGUGCUGGAGGGUGUGUGCGUCCGGCGUCUCUGCAACGAGAGCCGCAGGAACGACAGGGUUGCAGCGGGUGGCACGCGUAAGGCACCGCAGGUGUGUUGUACUUUUCUUAGGCUGCUUUAUGUAGCAUUGUGA